This is a messenger RNA of Triticum dicoccoides, 10086 nucleotides long. Its product is annotated as hornerin-like. The coding region runs from base 1 to 10086 and encodes 3361 amino acids. The record is from RefSeq and is a predicted model, not a curated record. The transcript is spliced from 32 exons. NCBI's taxonomy places the organism in Eukaryota, Viridiplantae, Streptophyta, Magnoliopsida, Poales, Poaceae.
AUGGCGGCACAUAUGCGCUCCCAGCAAGUCAUGUCGCACGGGAAUCGACGUCUGCUGAGCGUCAGGCCAAGAACUGUUACGCCUCCAGCUGCUCCGGUGCCCGGACACGCUUCGGCCGUCGAGCAGCCACCACCAGCUACAGAUGGACCUCGUUCUGAUGGUUCAAGGGGCACACUUCAGCUCAACCUGGCCAACAACACGGUUGACAGAAACCAGAUGACUACAAGUUUCAACAGGAUUAAUACGGAUUGUGUUUCCAACAGGGAGCAUUGGCGUCAUAACCCUCCCUGCGGAGAAAGCUAUUCUCCGCACGGAACUAUCACAUCCCCUGGUGCGUCCCAGGACUCCAAGGCCGAAGAGAAUGGCUCGACACGACUCAAGAGAAAGACCAAGCCCAAUCGCGGUUUUGAUCCAGCUGCUCAAGUAGCCAGAGACGCUACGGCCGCCGAGCAGGCUCCACCAGCUCUAGAUGGACCUCGUCCUGAUGGUUCAGGGGGCACACUUCAGCUCAACCUGGCCAACAACACGGUUGACAGAAACCAGAUGACUACAAGUUCCAACAGGGUUCAUACGGAUUGUGGUUCCAACAGGGAGCAUGGGCGUCAUAACCCUCCCUGCGGAGAAAGCUAUUCUCCGCACGGAAUUGUCACGUCCCCUGGUGCGUCCCAGGACUCCAAGGCCGAAGAGAAUGGCUCGACACGACCCAAGAGAAAGACCAAGCCCAAUCGUGGUUUUGAUCCAGCUGCUCAAGUAGCCAGAGACGCUACGGCCGCCGAGCAGGCUCCACCAGCUCCAGAUGGACCUCAUCCUGAUGGUUCAGGGGGCACACUUCAGCUCAACCUGGCCAACAACACGGUUGACAGAAACCAGAUGACUACAAGUUCCAACAGGGUUCAUACGGAUUGUGGUUCCAACAGGGAGCAUGGGCGUCAUAACCCUCCCUGCGGAGAAAGCUAUUCUCCGCACGGAAUUGUCACGUCCCCUGGUGCGUCCCAGGACUCCAAGGCCGAAGAGAAUGGCUCGACACGACCCAAGAGAAAGACCAAGCCCAAUCGUGGUUUUGAUCCAGCUGCUCAAGUAGCCAGAGACGCUACGGCCGCCGAGCAGGCUCCACCAGCUCCAGAUGGACCUCGUCCUGAUGGUUCAGGGGGCACACUUCAGCUCAACCUGGCCAACAACACGGUUGACAGAAACCAGAUGACUACAAGUUCCAACAGGGUUCAUACGGAUUGUGGUUCCAACAGGGAGCAUGGGCGUCAUAACCCUCCCUGCGGAGAAAGCUAUUCUCCGCACGGAAUUGUCACGUCCCCUGGUGUUUCCCAAGACUCCAAGGCCGAAGAGAAUGGCUCGACACGACCCAAGAGAAAGACCAAGCCCAAUCGUGGUUUUGAUCCAGCUGCUCAAGUAGCUAAAGAUGCUACGGCCGCCGAGCAGGCUCCACCAGCUCCAGAUGGACCUCGUCCUGAUGGUUCAGGGGGCACACUUCAGCUCAACCUGGCCAACAACACGGUUGACAGAAACCAGAUGACUACAAGUUCCAACAGGGUUCAUACGGAUUGUGGUUCCAACAGGGAGCAUGGGCGUCAUAACCCUCCCUGCGGAGAAAGCUAUUCUCCGCACGGAAUUGUCACGUCCCCUGGUGCGUCCCAGGACUCCAAGGCCGAAGAGAAUGGCUCGACACGACCCAAGAGAAAGACCAAGCCCAAUCGUGGUUUUGAUCCAGCUGCUCAAGUAGCUAGAGACUCUACGGCCGCCGAGCAGGCUCCACCAGCUCCAGAUGGACCUCGUCCUGAUGGUUCAGGGGGCACACUUCAGCUCAACCUGGCCAACAACACGGUUGACAGAAACCAGAUGACUACAAGUUCCAAAAGGGUUCAUACGGAUUGUGGUUCCAACAGGGAGCAUGGGCGUCAUAACCCUCCCUGCGGAGAAAGCUAUUCUCCGCACGGAAUUGUCACGUCCCCUGGUGCGUCCCAGGACUCCAAGGCCGAAGAGAAUGGCUCGACACGACCCAAGAGAAAGACCAAGCCCAAUCGUGGUUUUGAUCCAGCUGCUCAAGUAGCCAGAGACGCUACGGCCGCCGAGCAGGCUCCACCAGCUCCAGAUGGACCUCGUCCUGAUGGUUCAGGGGGCACACUUCAGCUCAACCUGGCCAACAACAUGGUUGACAGAAACCAGAUGACUACAAGUUCCAACAGGGUUCAUACGGAUUGUGGUUCCAACAGGGAGCAUUGGCGUCAUAACCCUCCCUGCGGAGAAAGCUAUUCUCCGCACGGAACUAUCACGUCCCCUGGUGCGUCCCAGGACUCCAAGGCCGAAGAGAAUGGCUCGACACGACUCAAGAGAAAGACCAAGCCCAAUCGCGGUUUUGAUCCAGCUGCUCAAGUAGCCAGAGACGCUACGGCCGCCGAGCAGGCUCCACCAGCUCCAGAUGGACCUCGUCCUGAUGGUUCAGGGGGCACACUUCAGCUCAACCUGGCCAACAACACGGUUGACAGAAACCAGAUGACUACAAGUUCCAACAGGGUUCAUACGGAUUGUGGUUCCAACAGGGAGCAUGGGCGUCAUAACCCUCCCUGCGGAGAAAGCUAUUCUCCGCACGGAAUUGUCACGUCCCCUGGUGCGUCCCAGGACUCCAAGGCCGAAGAGAAUGGCUCGACACGACCCAAGAGAAAGACCAAGCCCAAUCGUGGUUUUGAUCCAGCUGCUCAAGUAGCUAGAGACGCUACGGCCGCCGAGCAGGCUCCACCAGCUCCAGAUGGACCUCGUCCUGAUGGUUCAGGGGGCACACUUCAGCUCAACCUGGCCAACAACACGGUUGACAAAAACCAGAUGACUACAAGUUCCAACAGGGUUCAUACGGAUUGUGGUUCCAACAGGGAGCAUGGGCGUCAUAACCCUCCCUGCGGAGAAAGCUAUUCUCCGCACGGAAUUGUCACGUCCCCUGGUGCAUCCCAGGACUCCAAGGCCGAAGAGAAUGGCUCGACACGACCCAAGAGAAAGACCAAGCCCAAUCAUGGUUUUGAUCCAGCUGCUCAAGUAGCCAGAGACGCUACGGCCGCCGAGCAGGCUCCACCAGCUCCAGAUGGACCUCGUCCUGAUGGUUCAGGGGGCACACUUCAGCUCAACCUGGCCAACAACAUGGUUGACAGAAACCAGAUGACUACAAGUUCCAACAGGGUUCAUACGGAUUGUGGUUCCAACAGGGAGCAUUGGCGUCAUAACCCUCCCUGCGGAGAAAGCUAUUCUCCGCACGGAACUAUCACGUCCCCUGGUGCGUCCCAGGACUCCAAGGCCGAAGAGAAUGGCUCGACACGACUCAAGAGAAAGACCAAGCCCAAUCGCGGUUUUGAUCCAGCUGCUCAAGUAGCCAGAGACGCUACGGCCGCCGAGCAGGCUCCACCAGCUCCAGAUGGACCUCGUCCUGAUGGUUCAGGGGGCACACUUCAGCUCAACCUGGCCAACAACACGGUUGACAGAAACCAGAUGACUACAAGUUCCAACAGGGUUCAUACGGAUUGUGGUUCCAACAGGGAGCAUGGGCGUCAUAACCCUCCCUGCGGAGAAAGCUAUUCUCCGCACGGAAUUGUCACGUCCCCUGGUGCGUCCCAGGACUCCAAGGCCGAAGAGAAUGGCUCGACACGACCCAAGAGAAAGACCAAGCCCAAUCGUGGUUUUGAUCCAGCUGCUCAAGUAGCCAGAGACGCUACGGCCGCCGAGCAGGCUCCACCAGCUCCAGAUGGACCUCAUCCUGAUGGUUCAGGGGGCACACUUCAGCUCAACCUGGCCAACAACACGGUUGACAGAAACCAGAUGACUACAAGUUCCAACAGGGUUCAUACGGAUUAUGGACCUCGUCCUGAUGGUUCAGGGGGCACACUUCAGCUCAACCUGGCCAACAACACGGUUGACAGAAACCAGAUGACUACAAGUUCCAACAGGGUUCAUACGGAUUGUGGUUCCAACAGGGAGCAUGGGCGUCAUAACCCUCCCUGCGGAGAAAGCUAUUCUCCGCACGGAAUUGUCACGUCCCCUGGUGCGUCCCAGGACUCCAAGGCCGAAGAGAAUGGCUCGACACGACCCAAGAGAAAGACCAAGCCCAAUCGUGGUUUUGAUCCAGCUGCUCAAGUAGCCAGAGACGCUACGGACGCCGAGAAGGCUCCACCAGCUCUAGAUGGACCUCGUCCUGAUGGUUCAUGGGGCACACUUCAGCUCAACCUGGCCAACAACACGGUUAACAGAAACCAGAUGACUACAAGUUCCAACAGGGUUCAUACGGAUUGUGGUUCCAACAGGGAGCAUGGGCGUCAUAACCCUCCCUGCGGAGAAAGCUAUUCUCCGCACGGAAUUGUCACGUCCCCUGGUGCGUCCCAGGACUCCAAGGCCGAAGAGAAUGGCUCGACACGACCCAAGAGAAAGACCAAGCCCAAUCGUGGUUUUGAUCCAGCUGCUCAAGUAGCCAGAGACGCUACGGCCGCCGAGCAGGCUCCACCAGCUCUAGAUGGACCUCGUCCUGAUGGUUCAGGGGGCACACUUCAGCUCAACCUGGCCAACAACACGGUUGACAGAAACCAGAUGACUACAAGUUCCAACAGGGUUCAUACGGAUUGUGGUUCCAACAGGGAGCAUGGGCGUCAUAACCCUCCCUGCGGAGAAAGCUAUUCUCCGCACGGAAUUGUCACGUCCCCUGGUGCGUCCCAGGACUCCAAGGCCGAAGAGAAUGGCUCGACACGACCCAAGAGAAAGACCAAGCCCAAUCGUGGUUUUGAUCCAGCUGCUCAAGUAGCCAGAGACGCUACGGCCGCCGAGCAGGCUCCACCAGCUCCAGAUGGACCUCAUCCUGAUGGUUCAGGGGGCACACUUCAGCUCAACCUGGCCAACAACACGGUUGACAGAAACCAGAUGACUACAAGUUCCAACAGGGUUCAUACGGAUUGUGGUUCCAACAGGGAGCAUGGGCGUCAUAACCCUCCCUGCGGAGAAAGCUAUUCUCCGCACGGAAUUGUCCCGUCCCCUGGUGCGUCCCAGGACUCCAAGGCCGAAGAGAAUGGCUCGACACGACCCAAGAGAAAGACCAAGCCCAAUCGUGGUUUUGAUCCAGCUGCUCAAGUAGCUAAAGAUGCUCCGGCCGCCGAGCAGGCUCCACCAGCUCCAGAUGGACCUCGUCCUGAUGGUUCAGGGGGCACACUUCAGCUCAACCUGGCCAACAACACGGUUGACAGAAACCAGAUGACUACAAGUUCCAACAGGGUUCAUACGGAUUGUGGUUCCAACAGGGAGCAUGGGCGUCAUAACCCUCCCUGCGGAGAAAGCUAUUCUCCGCACGGAAUUGUCACGUCCCCUGGUGCGUCCCAGGACUCCAAGGCCGAAGAGAAUGGCUCGACACGACCCAAGAGAAAGACCAAGCCCAAUCGUGGUUUUGAUCCAGCUGCUCAAGUAGCCAGAGACGCUACGGCCUCCGAGCAGGCUCCACCAGCUCCAGAUGGACCUCGUCCUGAUGGUUCAGGGGGCACACUUCAGCUCAACCUGGCCAACAACACGGUUGACAGAAACCAGAUGACUACAAGUUCCAACAGGGUUCAUACGGAUUGUGGUUCCAACAGGGAGCAUGGGCGUCAUAACCCUCCCUGCGGAGAAAGCUAUUCUCCGCACGGAAUUGUCACGUCCCCUGGUGCGUCCCAGGACUCCAAGGCCGAAGAGAAUGGCUCGACACGACCCAAGAGAAAGACCAAGCCCAAUCGUGGUUUUGAUCCAGCUGCUCAAGUAGCUAGAGACGCUACGGCCGCCGAGCAGGCUCCACCAGCUCCAGAUGGACCUCGUCCUGAUGGUUCAGGGGGCACACUUCAGCUCAACCUGGCCAACAACACGGUUGACAAAAACCAGAUGACUACAAGUUCCAACAGGGUUCAUACGGAUUGUGGUUCCAACAGGGAGCAUGGGCGUCAUAACCCUCCCUGCGGAGAAAGCUAUUCUCCGCACGGAAUUGUCACGUCCCCUGGUGCAUCCCAGGACUCCAAGGCCGAAGAGAAUGGCUCGACACGACCCAAGAGAAAGACCAAGCCCAAUCAUGGUUUUGAUCCAGCUGCUCAAGUAGCCAGAGACGCUACGGCUGCCGAGCAGGCUCCACCAGCUCCAGAUGGACCUCGUCCUGAUGGUUCAGGGGGCACACUUCAGCUCAACCUGGCCAACAACAUGGUUGACAGAAACCAGAUGACUACAAGUUCCAACAGGGUUCAUACGGAUUGUGGUUCCAACAGGGAGCAUUGGCGUCAUAACCCUCCCUGCGGAGAAAGCUAUUCUCCGCACGGAACUAUCACGUCCCCUGGUGCGUCCCAGGACUCCAAGGCCGAAGAGAAUGGCUCGACACGACUCAAGAGAAAGACCAAGCCCAAUCGCGGUUUUGAUCCAGCUGCUCAAGUAGCCAGAGACGCUACGGCCGCCGAGCAGGCUCCACCAGCUCCAGAUGGACCUCGUCCUGAUGGUUCAGGGGGCACACUUCAGCUCAACCUGGCCAACAACACGGUUGACAGAAACCAGAUGACUACAAGUUCCAACAGGGUUCAUACGGAUUGUGGUUCCAACAGGGAGCAUGGGCGUCAUAACCCUCCCUGCGGAGAAAGCUAUUCUCCGCACGGAAUUGUCACGUCCCCUGGUGCGUCCCAGGACUCCAAGGCCGAAGAGAAUGGCUCGACACGACCCAAGAGAAAGACCAAGCCCAAUCGUGGUUUUGAUCCAGCUGCUCAAGUAGCCAGAGACGCUACGGCCGCCGAGCAGGCUCCACCAGCUCUAGAUGGACCUCGUCCUGAUGGUUCAGGGGGCACACUUCAGCUCAACCUGGCCAACAACACGGUUGACAGAAACCAGAUGACUACAAGUUCCAACAGGGUUCAUACGGAUUGUGGUUCCAACAGGGAGCAUGGGCGUCAUAACCCUCCCUGCGGAGAAAGCUAUUCUCCGCACGGAAUUGUCACGUCCCCUGGUGCGUCCCAGGACUCCAAGGCCGAAGAGAAUGGCUCGACACGACCCAAGAGAAAGACCAAGCCCAAUCGUGGUUUUGAUCCAGCUGCUCAAGUAGCUAGAGACGCUACGGCCGCCGAGCAGGCUCCACCAGCUCCAGAUGGACCUCGUCCUGAUGGUUCAGGGGGCACACUUCAGCUCAACCUGGCCAACAACACGGUUGACAAAAACCAGAUGACUACAAGUUCCAACAGGGUUCAUACGGAUUGUGGUUCCAACAGGGAGCAUGGGCGUCAUAACCCUCCCUGCGGAGAAAGCUAUUCUCCGCACGGAAUUGUCACGUCCCCUGGUGCAUCCCAGGACUCCAAGGCCGAAGAGAAUGGCUCGACACGACCCAAGAGAAAGACCAAGCCCAAUCAUGGUUUUGAUCCAGCUGCUCAAGUAGCCAGAGACGCUACGGCCGCCGAGCAGGCUCCACCAGCUCCAGAUGGACCUCGUCCUGAUGGUUCAGGGGGCACACUUCAGCUCAACCUGGCCAACAACAUGGUUGACAGAAACCAGAUGACUACAAGUUCCAACAGGGUUCAUACGGAUUGUGGUUCCAACAGGGAGCAUUGGCGUCAUAACCCUCCCUGCGGAGAAAGCUAUUCUCCGCACGGAACUAUCACGUCCCCUGGUGCGUCCCAGGACUCCAAGGCCGAAGAGAAUGGCUCGACACGACUCAAGAGAAAGACCAAGCCCAAUCGCGGUUUUGAUCCAGCUGCUCAAGUAGCCAGAGACGCUACGGCCGCCGAGCAGGCUCCACCAGCUCCAGAUGGACCUCGUCCUGAUGGUUCAGGGGGCACACUUCAGCUCAACCUGGCCAACAACACGGUUGACAGAAACCAGAUGACUACAAGUUCCAACAGGGUUCAUACAGAUUGUGGUUCCAACAGGGAGCAUGGGCGUCAUAACCCUCCCUGCGGAGAAAGCUAUUCUCCGCACGGAAUUGUCACGUCCCCUGGUGCGUCCCAGGACUCCAAGGCCGAAGAGAAUGGCUCGACACGACCCAAGAGAAAGACCAAGCCCAAUCGUGGUUUUGAUCCAGCUGCUCAAGUAGCCAGAGACGCUACGGCCGCCGAGCAGGCUCCACCAGCUCUAGAUGGACCUCGUCCUGAUGGUUCAGGGGGCACACUUCAGCUCAACCUGGCCAACAACACGGUUGACAGAAACCAGAUGACUACAAGUUCCAACAGGGUUCAUACGGAUUGUGGUUCCAACAGGGAGCAUGGGCGUCAUAACCCUCCCCGCGGAGAAAGCUAUUCUCCGCACGGAAUUGUCACGUCCCCUCGUGCGUCCCGGGACUCCAAGGCCGAAGAGAAUGGCUCGACACGACCCAAGAGAAAGACCAAGCCCAAUCGUGGUUUUGAUCCAGCUGCUCAAGUAGCCAGAGACGCUACGGCCUCCGAGCAGGCUCCACCAGCUCCAGAUGGACCUCGUCCUAAUGGUUCAGGGGGCACACUUCAGCUCAACCUGGCCAACAACACGGUUGAUAGAAACCAGAUGACUACAAGUUCCAAUAGGGUUCAUACGGAUUGUGGUUCCAACAGGGAGCAUGGGCGUCAUAACCCUCCCUGCAGAGAAAGCUAUUCUCCGCACGGAAUUGUCACGUCCCCUGGUGUUUCCCAGGACUCCAAGGCCGAAGAGAAUGGCUCGACACGACCCAAGAGAAAGACCAAGCCCAAUCGUGGUUUUGAUCCAGCUGCUCAAGUAGCUAAAGAUGCUACGGCCGCCGAGCAGGCUCCACCAGCUCCAGAUGGACCUCGUCCUGAUGGUUCAGGGGGCACACUUCAGCUCAACCUGGCCAACAACACGGUUGACAGAAACCAGAUGACUACAAGUUCCAACAGGGUUCAUACGGAUUGUGGUUCCAACAGGGAGCAUGGGCGUCAUAACCCUCCCUGCGGAAAAAGCUAUUCUCCGCACGGAAUUGUCACGUCCCCUGGUGCGUCCCAGGACUCCAAGGCCGAAGAGAAUGGCUCGACACGACCCAAGAGAAAGACCAAGCCCAAUCGUGGUUUUGAUCCAGCUGCUCAAGUAGCCAGAGACGCUACGGCCGCCGAGCAGGCUCCACCAGCUCCAGAUGGACCUCGUCCUGAUGGUUCAGGGGGCACACUUCAGCUCAACCUGGCCAACAACACGGUUGACAGAAACCAGAUGACUACAAGUUCCAACAGGGUUCAUACGGAUUGUGGUUCCAACAGGGAGCAUGGGCGUCAUAACCCUCCCUGCGGAGAAAGCUAUUCUCCGCACGGAAUUGUCACGUCCCCUGGUGCGUCCCAGGACUCCAAGGCCAAAGAGAAUGGCUUGACACGACCCAAGAGAAAGACCAAGCCCAAUCGUGGUUUUGAUCCAGCUCCUCAAGUAGUUAGAGACGCUACGGCCGCCGAGCAGGCUCCACAGCUCGAGGUUCGCUCAGCUAAUGGACCUCGUCCUGAUGGUUCAGGGAGCACAUUUCAGCUCAACCUGGCCAACAACACGGUUGACAGAAACCACAUGACUACAAGUUCCAACAGGGUUCAUACGGAUUGUGGUUCCAACAGGGAGCAUGGGUGUCAUAACCCUCCCUGCGGAGAAAGCUAUUCUCCGCACGAAAUUGUCACGUCCCCUGGUGCGUCCCAGGACUCCAAGGCCGAAGAGAAUGGCUCGACACGACCCAAGAGAAAGACCAAGCCCAAUCGUGGUUUUGAUCCAGCUGCUCAAGUAGCCAGAGACGCUACAGCCGCCGAGCAGGCUCCACCAGCUCUAGAUGGACCUCGUCCUGAUGGUUCAGGGGGCACACUUCAGCUCAACCUGGCCAACAACACGGUUGACAGAAACCAGAUGACUACAAGUUCCAACAGGGUUCAUACGGAUUGUGGUUCCAACAGGGAGCAUGGGCGUCAUAACCCUCCCUGCGGAGAAAGCUAUUCUCCGCACGGAAUUGUCACGUCCCCUGGUGCGUCCCAGGACUCCAAGGCCGAAGAGAAUGGCUCGACACGACCCAAGAGAAAGACCAAGCCCAAUCGUGGUUUUGAUCCAGCUGCUCAAGUAGCCAGAGACGCUACAACCGCUGAGCAGGCUCCACCAGCUCUAGGUUCGCUCAGCUAG